Suillus discolor is the source of this 747-nucleotide messenger RNA. RefSeq lists its product as uncharacterized. Bases 1 to 747 code for a protein of 248 amino acids. The transcript is spliced from 7 exons. Lineage: Eukaryota; Fungi; Basidiomycota; Agaricomycetes; Boletales; Suillaceae. The record is from RefSeq and is a predicted model, not a curated record.
AUGAAUAACUACAACAAUGCUAACCCCAGAGGAGACGAGAACGAGAAUGAGCACCAGAACAGGAACGGGAAUCAUCAUAUACCUCAACAUCUCCUCGAGCACAUCCCACGGCCCCGCGAUGUAGUGUUCAGAUUGACCGAUAGGCAACUGGAGCUAAUGUACAUUACGUGGGCUGCCGCGCGAAUGCGCGUAUGCCAACAAGUCUACCACCCGGACUUACCACUUCACCCCAACCCAUUGUCUCCGGUGUGGCCAGAUGAAAGACGUGCAAUGAUGACACUAUGGAUCGCGAGGGAGCGCCAAAUGUUCGAGAUGGAGAUGAGAGAACUCGAGUACCUUCUGGGACUCGGAGGCGCACACAAGUGUGGAGGUGAUAGCUUCGGUGGGAGGUCAACCAAAACGCUCUCCAAGACUGAAGCUGCCUUAGUAUACAUAUAUUCCAAUAGGGCAGUGGCUAAAGAUAGGCCGCUAAAAUCAAUCUUGAAAUGUCAGGGGAGAUGUAACUGUUAUGUUACAUCAAAGGAUGAAGUGUUCUCCACCAGAUUGUCAUCAGCCAAAGAUUGGUUUGAUGCAAGCACAACUAUCGGAACCACCUGGGGGCAGGGGAUUAUCCCUGAUCUCGAGCCUUCAAAUUGUGCAGGCACUGGCUACCGCUGUGACAGCGAGGGGGGAAUCGCCCUGAGUUUAGUGAGACUCCAAGUUGGAAUUGAAGCCUGGGUGACCACUGCCAAUCACCAUUAUGAGUAG